AAAACUUCCUGGGCGGUUGACUACAUUGCGCAUUCGUUGCGUUUCGCUCGUUUCGUUGUUGCUUGUUGCGGUCGGCGUGUGUGCGAGUUUAUCGUUGACGUUGAGCAUCUUCGAUGACAAUGAAGAUCGAAGAAGUGAAAAGUACGACAAAAACUCAACGAAUCGCCGCUCACAGCCAUGUUAAAGGCAUCGGCUUGGAUGAAAAUGGCCUCGCUUUACCCGUGGCCUGCGGCCUCGUCGGUCAAGAACAAGCGAGAGAGGCCGCGGGAAUCAUUAUCGAGCUCAUCAGAUCCAAAAAGAUGGCAGGCAGGGCCGUUCUGUUUGCUGGACCACCAGGCACCGGAAAGACGGCCAUUGCCCUGGCCAUUGCGCAAGAACUUGGCACAAAAGUCCCCUUCUGCCCGAUGGUUGGAAGUGAAGUUUAUUCGUCCGAAGUGAAGAAAACGGAAGUUCUUAUGGAGAACUUUAGGCGAGCCAUUGGUCUUCGGAUUAAGGAAACCAAGGAGGUCUAUGAAGGAGAAGUGACUGAACUAACUCCGUGCGAAACUGAAAAUCCCAUGGGCGGGUAUGGAAAGACCGUCAGCCAUGUCAUCAUUGGACUCAAAACUGCCAAGGGCACCAAGCAACUCAAGCUCGAUCCUACCAUUUACGAGAGUCUUCAGAGAGAGAAGGUGGAAGUCGGGGAUGUCAUCUACAUUGAGGCCAACAGCGGUGCAGUAAAGAGACAAGGGAGAUCUGAUGCAUAUGCCACCGAGUUUGAUCUUGAGGCUGAAGAAUAUGUGCCGCUGCCAAAGGGAGACGUGCACAAGAAGAAGGACGUCAUCCAGGACGUGACCUUGCACGAUCUGGACGUUGCCAAUGCCAGGCCCCAGGGAGGCCAGGACAUCCUCUCCAUGAUGGGACAGCUCAUGAAGCCACGCAAGACGGAGAUCACCGACAAGCUGAGGAAGGAGAUCAACAAGGUGGUGAACAAGUACAUUGAUCAGGGCAUAGCAGAGCUGGUGCCGGGCGUGCUCUUCAUAGACGAGGUACACAUGCUGGACAUUGAGUGCUUCACCUACCUGCACCGGGCCCUCGAAUCCUCCAUAGCGCCCAUCGUCAUCUUCGCAACCAACCGUGGUCGUUGCACCAUCAGGGGCACGGAGGAUGUUGUAUCGCCCCACGGAAUUCCUUUGGACUUGCUGGACAGGCUGCUGAUUGUCCGGACCCUGCCCUAUUCCCAAGAAGAGAUGGUCAAGAUUCUCAGGAUCAGGGCCCAGACGGAAGGCAUCGAGGUCGACGAGGAGUCUCUCCAGGAACUGGGCGAGAUUGGAACACGGACCACCCUGAGAUACGCGGCUCAGCUGCUGAGUCCCUCAAGCCUGCUGGCCAAGGUGAACGGCCGGACAUCCAUCCGCAAGGACGACGUCCGGGAGGUCAGCGACCUCUUCCAUGAUGCCAAGUCCUCCGCCAAGAUUCUUGCAGAGAACAAUGACAAGUACAUGAAGUGAACCACUCCUGCCUUCCCUUUUUCUCUUUUGUUUCGCUUUCCUCCCAUUUCGAUGGACCCAAUGUUCAUCGCUGUUCGAGCAUUAAAAGCCGCAUCGUCACGUA
Ixodes scapularis (black-legged tick) is the source of this 1593-nucleotide messenger RNA. It is a transcript of the gene pont, whose product is annotated as ruvB-like 1. Gene Ontology annotation, biological process: chromatin remodeling; regulation of transcription by RNA polymerase II; box C/D snoRNP assembly. NCBI's taxonomy places the organism in Eukaryota, Metazoa, Arthropoda, Arachnida, Ixodida, Ixodidae. The record is from RefSeq and is a predicted model, not a curated record. The transcript has 11 exons. Gene Ontology annotation, cellular component: R2TP complex; Ino80 complex; Swr1 complex. Gene Ontology annotation, molecular function: ATP binding; DNA helicase activity; ATP hydrolysis activity. The coding region runs from base 114 to 1490 and encodes 458 amino acids.